AUGGAUGUUUUUAGAGAAAUAAAAAGUCUGGAGUUGGUUGUAUGUUGUGUGUGUUUGCUGAGUUCUUGCUGUGGGGAGACUGACCCUGUUCGGCGACAGCAUCAACAACUGAAACAGCUUCUACUGUCCAAUUACUCUAAGACCGUGUCUCCUUACGGAGACACCACUCGUAUCAACGCUACAGCAUCCUUCACUCUCUCGGCCAUACUAGCUGUAGAAGAGACCAGUCAAAUAUUUCGUAUGAGCGGAGUUCUCGACCUGGCUUGGUCGGAUUCGUGGUUGACCUGGAACGACAGUAAUGAUGUUAUGAUGCUAACGUUUACGCAAGAGGAAAUAUGGACCCCCAACCUCAUUAUACCCAACGGUGUUGGAAAUAAAUUAGCAUCCAUCUUAUCCACCAGUAUGACUAUUGAUGUUACGUCCUCUGGUAAAGUGCUGAUGUUACUAAUUGGUGAGUUUGAGACAAUUUGUGAUAUUGAUGUGAAAUGGUAUCCCUACGAUGAACAAGUGUGUCACAUGUCAGUUUUAUGUUUGAAUGAAGCAAACUUGGAUCCGGGUGAUCAUGACUCCGGGACAAUCUUCUCUCAGUAUUUUACUGGCAGUAGUGAGUGGGAGCUGGUCAAUACGACUACCAACUUGAAAAACAUACACACAGAAUUAUACACUGUUUCAUAUGUUGACUUUGAGUUCCGACUCCGGCGACACAGCAUCUUCUACACCCUCAGCGUCAUCUUUCCAAUGUGUCUUCUCUCCUUCCUCAACGCCUGUGUAUUCCUGCUGCCCGCGGCCUCAGGGGAGAAGGUCUCCUUCCUUGUCUCCAUCUUCGUGUCCGAAGCAGUGUUCCUCAACUACGUCAAUGACGCUAUCCCCAAGUCCGGCAAUGCCUCUCGUCUCAUCAUCUAUCUGGUUCUGCUUCUGUCACAGAGCGCCCUGGCUCUGCUCGCCACUCUCCUGGUCAUGAACACUCACCAUCGCAAGGGGCCGCUGCUUUAUUUAUUGCGUAAGAUCAAGGUCAGCCCAGCAACUGCAGGGACAGAGGCGACUGGUUUCCAGGAAGAUGAACUCGUAGACAAACUGGACAAUAUCUUCUUCGUUGUAUUUGUGGCGAUAGCUAUUGCCUCCCUGCUUUUGUGUUAUGUUUGA
Haliotis rufescens (red abalone) is the source of this 1143-nucleotide messenger RNA. RefSeq names its product neuronal acetylcholine receptor subunit beta-3-like. Gene Ontology annotation, molecular function: transmembrane signaling receptor activity; neurotransmitter receptor activity; extracellular ligand-gated monoatomic ion channel activity. Bases 1 to 1143 code for a protein of 380 amino acids. The record is from RefSeq and is a predicted model, not a curated record. NCBI's taxonomy places the organism in Eukaryota, Metazoa, Mollusca, Gastropoda, Lepetellida, Haliotidae. The transcript has a single exon. Gene Ontology annotation, biological process: monoatomic ion transmembrane transport; signal transduction; nervous system process. Gene Ontology annotation, cellular component: neuron projection; membrane; synapse.